This is a messenger RNA of Microthlaspi erraticum, 4314 nucleotides long. The record is from the annotation of a GenBank genome assembly. NCBI's taxonomy places the organism in Eukaryota, Viridiplantae, Streptophyta, Magnoliopsida, Brassicales, Brassicaceae.
AUGUCCGGCGAUAAUUCGACGGCGGUUCGCCGAAAACGCAGCCGAGGCGCGGAGGCUUCGACUCGGAAGGUUGCCCUAGAGCGGCUGAAAUCGAUUCGGCAAGGAGGAGGUGGUGGGUUCGACAUUAGGCUCGAACAGCCGAUCUUCGACACAGUUGAUGACGACGAGUACGACGCACUUGUGUCCCGGCGGCGUGAGGAGGCUCGCGGGUUUGUAGUCGAAGACGGUGGAGAAAUUGGCGGCGAUCUGGGGUAUUUCGACGACGGUGAGGAGGAGGAUUGGUCGAAGCCCAGUGGAGCAGAGUCGACGGCGGAUGAAUCAGAUAGACUGAAAACUGAGAAGAAGAAGAAAGGAAAAGAAGAAGCUCAUGUUAAGAAGGCGAAUCCGUCGCUUAAGGCUGCGGCUACUAUUACAGGUGAAGGAAGACUCUCUUCCAUGUUCACAUGCUCCAGUUUUAACAAGGGCAAAGAGAGUGAUAAGGUCAAAUGUGAGGGUAUUCUUGACGAGGCAUUAGCCGAGGUUACUCCAGACGAUACUGAUAGAGAGAGGCAUAAGAGAAGGAAACAACCAGCUACAGUUCCGAUCAAGAACAAAAAUCUGGUCGAUUGUGUUUCCAUGGAGAAAGUGGAGGAAGAUGAUAUUGUUGUUAUAGAGGAGAAUGGAUCAAAGAAGAUUGAUGCGAAGGAGGAGGUGUUUACAUUGAAUGCAACAGUUGAUAUGAAAGAGAAGGAUCCGGCUUUAAGCGCCACUGCUGGCUGGAAGGAAGCCAUGUGCAAAGAUGUUCUUCCACUUGGUUCUGAUGGUGAAUUGCAGACGGAAUUUGAUUUGGAUGCUGAUGGAUCACUUCGUUUUUACAUUCUUGACGCUUACGAGGAAGCUUUUGGCGCUAGUAUGGGCACAAUACAUCUGUUUGGGAAGGUUAAAAUGGGAGAUACGUACAAGAGUUGCUGUGUUGUGGUUAAGAAUAUACAGAGAUGUGUUUAUGCUAUUCCAAAUGAUUCAGUAUUUCCUUGCCAUGAGCUGAUCAUGCUCGAGCAAGAAUUGAAAGAGUCUCGACUUUCUCCUGAAUCGUUCCGUGGGAAGUUACAUGAAAUGGCAUCAAAACUGAAGAAGGAAAUCUCUCAGCAAUUGUUACAACUCAAUGUUUCAAAGUAUAGCAUGGCAAUUGUCAAGAGAAACUAUGCAUUUGAGAGGACUGAUGUGCCUACUGGCGAACACUAUGUUUUGAAGAUAAAUUAUCCUUUUAAGGAUCCUCCACUUCCAGAAGACCUUAAAGGAGAGUCUUUUUGCGUUUUGUUCGGCUCUCACACCAGUGCUUUGGAGCUUUUUGUACUUAAAAGGAAGAUCAUGGGACCUUCUUGGCUCAAAAUCUCAAGAUUUUCUACCAUGUCGCCAUCUCAGCGAGUGAGCUGGUGCAAGUUUGAGGUUACUGUUGAAUCUCCCAAGGUUAUCACUGUUAUAAUCCCGGAGGAAAAAACGUUUCAUCCUCCUGCUGUCGUUACAGCCAUUAACUUAAAGACUAUAGUCAAUGAAAAGCAGAACAUCAGCGAAAUUGUUUCCGCCUCUGUUCUCUGCUUUCACAACACCAAGAUUGAUGUUCCAAUGCCAGAACCUGAAAGAAAGAGAUCUGGUGUUCUGAGUCAUUUCACUGUUGUUAGGAAUCCUGAAGGAACUAGCUACCCAAUUGGUUGGAAAAAAGAAGUGGCUGACAGAAACUCAAAGAACGGCUGCAUUGUUUUAAGUUUUGAAAACAGUGAAAGAGCAUUGUUGAACAGAUUGUUUCUUGAGUUGUACAAAUUGGACAGUGAUGUCCUUGUUGGACAUAACAUAUCAGGUCUUGAUCUUGAUGUCCUUCUCCAAAGAGCUCAGGCUUGCAAAGUAUUGAGUAGCAUGUGGUCCAAAAUCGGCCGUCUCAAACGCUCUUUCAUGCCUAAGCUUAAAGGGAACACUAAUUUUGGGUCCGGAGCUGCACCAGGGCUUAUGUCUUGCAUUGCUGGAAGACUCUUAUGUGAUACAUAUCUAUGUUCUCGUGAAUACUUGUUGAAGCAGGUGAUCAGUUAUUCGUUAACAGAACUUUCAAAGACACAGCUGAACCGGGACAGGAAAGAGAUAUCUCCUAAUGAUAUUCCUAAAAUGUUUCAGUCAUCUAAAACACUUGUGGAACUUAUUGAAUGUGGUGAGACAGAUGCAUGGUUAUCAAUGGAGCUCAUGUUUCAUCAAAGUUUUCUUCCUCUCACUCUCCAGCUUACUAACAUCAGUGGAAAUCUCUGGGGGAAAACUCUUCAGGGAGGCAAGGCCCAAAGAAAUGAAUACUACUUAUUACAUACAUUCCACUCGAGAAAGUACAUUCUCCCAGACAAAAUGUCGCAGCAUAUGAAGGAAAUAAAGUCAUCAAAAAAAAGAAUCAAUCAUGGUCCAGAAGACCACAACAAUGUAGAUGAAUUGGAUGUUGACUUGGCUUUGGAAAAUGAUGAUCCUUCUAAGGGAAACAAAACAAAGAAAGUUCCAGCUUACGCUGGUGGACUGGUCUUGGAGCCAAAGAAAGGCUUAUAUGACAAAUAUGUGUUGCUUCUUGAUUUCACUAGUCUUUACCCUUCUAUUAUACAGGAAUAUAAUAUCUGUUUCACCACUAUACCAAGAUCAGAAGACGGAGUUCCUCGUUUACCUUCUAGUCAGACACCUGGAGUGCUUCCCAAGUUGAUGGAACGUUUGGUCAGGAUAAGGAAAAGCGUCAAACUAAAGAUGAAGAAGGAAACAGGUCUUAAGUACUCGGAGCUUGACAUUCGUCAGGAGGCAUUAAAGCUCACAGCCAAUAGUAUGUAUGGAUGUCUGGCGUUUCCUCAUUCAAGAUUCUACGCGAUGCCUUUAGCAGAGCUCAUAGCACUUCAGGGAAGGGAGAUCUUACAAAGAACCGUAGAUCUUGUCCAGAAUCAUUUAAACCUAGAGGUGGUUUAUGGUGACACAGAUUCAAUCAUGAUUCACACUGGACUAGAUGAUAUCGAAGAGGUCAAAGCCAUUGGUGCAAAAGUCGUCCAAGAGGUCAAUAAGAAGUAUAGAUGUCUGGAAAUUAAACGUGAUGGCAUAUAUAAGAGAAUGCUUCUUCUUAGAAAAAAGAAGUAUGCUGCGGUCAAGUGUGAGUUAAAGGACGGGAAGAUUUGCGAGGAAAUUGAAAGAAAAGGUGUGGACAUGGUUCGUCGAGAUUGUAGCUUGCUCUCCAAGGAAAUUGGAGAUUCAUGCUUGGCGAAAAUCUUCUAUGGAGGGUCGUGUGAGGAUGUUGUUGAAGCCAUUCAUAACGAACUUAUGAAGAUAAAAGAGGAAAUGAGAAAUGGGCAAGUUGCACUUGACAAGUAUGUCAUCACCAAGGCAUUGACUAAGUCACCAGAAACUUAUCCAGAUUCCAAAAGCCAACCACACGUUCAGGUCGCACUUAGAAUGAGGAAACGUGGUUAUAAAGAAGGUUUCAAUGCAAAGGACACCGUACCGUAUAUAAUCUGCUAUGAACAGGGCAAUACUAGCUCAGCAAGCUCAGCAGGGAUAGCAGAACGUGCUAAGCAUCCUGAUGAGGUGAAAUCAGAGGACAGCAGAUGGUUGGUUGACAUAGAUUACUACUUGGCACAUCAGAUUCAUCCAGUGGUGUCUCGUUUAUGCGCAGAGAUUCAGGGCACAAGUCCUGAGAGGUUAGCUGAGUGCUUAGGACUUGACCUAUCAAAGUAUCGAAGCAGAUCAAACGAUACUACGAGUGGUGAUCCUUCUACAUCCCUCUUGUUUGCCACAAGCGAUGAAGAAAGAUAUAAAAGCUGUGAGCCGUUAGCAUUAUCAUGCCCUAGCUGCUCAGCCGCUUUCAACUGUCCAUCAAUUACAAGCUCAGUUUGUGCAUCGAUAAGUAAGAAAUCUGAAACAGAGGAAUCUGAUUCUACAUUCUGGCUUAAACUACAUUGCCCGAAGUGCGAGGCAGAAGGUAUCACAAGACGAAUAUCCCCUGCAAUGAUAGCUAACCAGGUGAAAAGGCAGAUUGAUGGGGUUGUGUCAAUGUACUACAAAGGCAUAAUGAUGUGUGACGAAGACUCUUGCAAGUACACGACUCGCAGCCCCAACUUUCGUCUGCUCGGUGACUGUGAACGUGGAACAGUUUGCCCAAAUUAUCCUAACUGUAAUGGAAGCCUCUUAAGAACGAUGGAUGUUGGUGUCAGAAUUGAAGUAGAGAAAGCAAUGACGAAGAUAAGACCUGCGGUUGAGUCAGCAGCAUCUGUGGCUCGAAGUAUACGUGACCGGUGUGCUUACGGAUGGCUCCAACUCACAGACAUAGCCAUUUGA